AUGUGCGAAGUCAAAGGUAAGGAAUAUGAAAGUGGCGAAUCUCUUGAAGACGAGUACGCUCCUGAAGAAGAUGAAGCUGCUGCGGAUGAGGUACCUCAAAUGUUUAUCAAUCGUGUUGGCGCUAUUCAAAAUUCAGAAGAUCGAGAACUGACUCAGGACUCUAGAUUUGUCGCCCAUAAGAAUUUUAAUAACCGUAAAGACGAUUUGGAAAAGUUUUCAGAUAUCGAAAUCAGAAAAGAAAAAGCCAAAUAUAACCCCAAUGAUGCAAGCUAUCAAGAUGAAAGGUUUUCAAACGUAAAGGAAACUCCUAAUUAUGUAUUUCAUACAAGCAAUGCAGCAGAAAUCGGAGAUAGACAUUUAAGUCACAAUUCUCAGAAAAAUCGCAUCGAGUGUAGAAAUCUAGAUCAGAAUCAAUUGUCAUCUGAUAAUUAUGGAGAUUUUCUGUUCAAGAAAUUUAAUAAUGAUAUGAAAAAAGAUAACAGUGAUUAUUUAGAAGAUAUAAAUGAAAAAUCUAAUUUAAAACAGAAAUAUAACAAUAGACCCUUAGAAAAUAAUAUGGCUAGAAAAGAUGAUGAAUUUUCUGACAGGAAUCGACGUGAAGUAGAAAAUUUUGAAGAAAAACCAAUUACUGACAUUAACCACAACGAAAAUGACAAUUUAGGUGCAGGAAAUGAAAACGCCAUAUUAAAAAAUAUUAAAAAACUUUCCGAACAAGAUCUAGAAGAUUUAAUGAAUUCUCUUUCGGAAGAUAAAAAAGCUCUGUUAAAGAAAAUUAUGGACAAGCGGGAAAUAACAAAAAAAUCUGGUGCCGUUGAAGAUAGUAGCUCUUUAGAGCAAUCAGACACAAGUAAAAUUGAGGGAAGCUAUGCAGAAAAUACAAACUCUAUUUCUUCUUUAUCGUCUAAUUCAGAUACUACUGAAACUAAUAAGAAUAUUGAAAGCGGUGGAGGCUUAAAUACAAAAGUUUCUGAUACUGAAAGUGAUUCUGGAAAGGUAGGUAGUAAAUCUGGCGAAAUAAGUGAUACUAGUACAACUGAAGACCUUUUAGAAAUUACAAAUGCUAACUCAAAAGAUGACGCAAAUAUUGACAACAAUAGUAAAGAAAAUAUAAAAAGUGAUAAUAAAAGGGAAGUAAAUGGUAAUUAUUUUACAAAUGAAAAUGCUCCACUAGAUAAUUCUGUCGUCUUAGAUAUUAAAAACUCAAAUAAUUUGCCAAUACGUGAAGAGAUUUCCGAAAAUGAAGACUGGUUAGAAAAUAAUAAUGAGGAGCUAAUCGCAGAACCAAGAGAAGUUUCCCCAGACGAUCGUUCUAAUUUUGCCGCUUUAGAAAAACUAGAAGAUUCAUUCCCAAAUUUAAAUGCAUACAGAGACACAGACUCAGAGCUGGAACCUUUAAUUAGAAUAAAAAGAAAAGAACUGAAACACAAAGUAAAGAAAAGAGAUCUCCCGUUAUCUUUAAAUGAUGACAAUACAUCAUUUCAUGAAAAUUUCGAGAGUGAAGGAUCUGAAAAUCAAGGAAAAAAUAAAUUGAAUUCUAUAGAAACUCUUUAUAGUCAAUCGGAUUGUUUAAACAAAAAUUUUGCGAGCAUGGAACAUAAUUUGAGGAACAAUGAAAAAUUAAGGAAAAAACGAGCCUUAAGUUACAAUGUCGCUCUUAAUAAAACUUCUGAAAAUGACACACUGAAAUAUAAAAGAAGUCGAUCUAUGGAAUCCCUAAUAGAUGAAAAAAAUUCGAUGCCGGCUAAUGAAAUGGGUGUAUCUGAAUAUAAAGAAAUGGACGCUUUUCGGUCGUUCCCGCAAAACUUUGGAGAAGAGCUUAUUCACUUAAAAGAAUAA
Melitaea cinxia (Glanville fritillary) is the source of this 1836-nucleotide messenger RNA. RefSeq lists its product as uncharacterized. NCBI's taxonomy places the organism in Eukaryota, Metazoa, Arthropoda, Insecta, Lepidoptera, Nymphalidae. The record is from RefSeq and is a predicted model, not a curated record. The transcript has 4 exons. Bases 1 to 1836 code for a protein of 611 amino acids.